Molecule: messenger RNA, 480 nt
Organism: Ostrea edulis (European flat oyster)
Lineage: Eukaryota; Metazoa; Mollusca; Bivalvia; Ostreida; Ostreidae
Product: THAP domain-containing protein 10-like
Exons: 2
Coding region: 1-480 (159 amino acids)
Molecular function (GO): sequence-specific DNA binding
Source: RefSeq, a predicted model, not a curated record
AUGGCAAGUAAGAGUAAGGGACGCAUGUGUGUAGUUGCAGGAUGCAACAACAGGCCCUCGGACACCGUUUCCGUUCAUGUUUUCCCAAAGGACGAGCGACAGAGAGCAGCAUGGACUAGAUUUGUGAGACUGACCCGUGCAGACUGGACAAGAUUGUCCCAGUAUACUGUUGUUUGUAGUGCGCAUUUCAUGGACGGAUGUUUCGAGGCUCAGUUUUCACUGAUGAGAGAAUAUGUAAUUCCUGCGAAAAAACGUCUCUACCCUGGUGCGAUUCUAUCGCUUUAUCCUAAGAGGAAAGUGGACGACCUCAACCUUGCCCUCCUCUCUUCGCCCGAGCCUAAACCCAAGCGCCAGGCUGCCGUCAAGCUGGAGAAAAAUAGGCCCAUCAGUCCUGAUGAAGGAGACUUAUUUGACCUUUCAAGGGUCAUCAGAACCAUUACCAUGCUCAUUGCCAACUCAACCACCUCCACUGUGCAGUGA